GGUCUCCCGUGGCCUGGCUGGAGAGGACGAUGCGAGGGAUCGGCCUGGAGGUCCACACGCAGAGCUUUGUCCGAGAUCUGCCCUUCCCCGACGAGGCCACCGAGAGAUUUAUGGUGAAGGGAACCAAUGUGUACGGCAUCCUGCGGGCCCCUCGUGCCGCCAGCACGGAGUCCCUGGUGCUGAGUGUUCCCUGCAGCGAGGGGCAGAAUAACAACCAGGCCGUGGGGCUCCUCCUGUCCCUGGCGUCUUACUUCAGAGGGCAGAUCUACUGGGCCAAGGACAUCAUCUUCCUGGUGAAUGAACAUGACCUGAUCGGGAUGGAGGCGUGGCUGGAGGGUUACCAUGACGUCAAUGUUACAGAGAUAAAGUCAUCGGUGAUGAUGGGACGGGCCGGAGCCAUUCAGGCCGCUCUAUCCCUGGAGAUCAGCAGUGAGGUCAUCACCAGCUUCGAUGUCGUGCUUGAGGGACUCAAUGGACAACUGCCCAACCUAGACAUGGUCAACCUGUUCCUGGCCUUCUGCCAGAAGAACCAACUGCUGUGCACCAUCCAGGGCAAGCUGCAGCGGAACGACUUUGACACUCUCCCCGGCUACAUCCACAACCUGCAGACGAUGAUGCUGAUGGUGUUAAAGCAAGGUUCCGCCCGGCCGCAGGGGGACCACGGCCUCUUCCUGAGAUACCACAUCGAAGCCAUUACCCUGCGCGGCAUCAACAGCUUCCGCCAAUACAAAUACGACAUGGUCACCAUCGGACAGACCAUUGAAGGGAUGUUCCGCAAAGUGAACAACCUGUCGGAGCGGCUGCACCAGUCCUACUUCUUCUACCUGCUGCCAUCACUCUCCCGCUUUGUAUCUAUUGGGAUUUAUAUGCCGGCCAUCGGAUUCAUCAUCCUCAUCCUGAUCCUGCGAGCCCUGGAUCUGUGGAUUAAACUGAGCCGCUCAGAGCCAGUGACUGAGGACGGAGCCGGGGACACAGAACAGGACACCAGGCCCAGCAUCCUGUCUCUGGCCACUCCGAUCGUCAUCUGCCACGCUACCGGACUCAGCCUCUACUACAUCCCGGUGAUGAGCCAGGAGAUCGCUACCGAUCAUUUCCCGGUGUCCGAGGCCGAGGCCGUGGUGCUGAUCGCCAUUGCUAUAUAUGUGGCUGGACUGGCGCUGCCCCACAACACGCACAGGGUGCUGGCCGGGGCCGGCUCGGAUCAGGGCUGGAUGACCCUCAAGCUCAUCUCUCUCUUGUAUCUGGCUGUCCUGCUGGGCUGUAUCGCCGUCAUGAACUUCUCCCUGGGCUUCAUCCUGGCCGUCACCAUGGUACCCGUGGCUGCCGUGGUCCAGCCUGCGGGGCCUAAGCUUUUAUAUGCAGCUCUUCUAGUCCUGGUGACACCGGCGACCACCCUGCUUGGCAGCAUCUUCCUCUACCGGGAGCUGAUCGAAUAUCCCGUCUCACUGUUAGAAUGCUGGCAGAUCUUCCUGCAGGCCAUCGCAGGGGGCAUGCUGGACCACUACCUUUACGGAUCCUUGCUCUUCCCCUUCGUCGCCCUCUUCGUUUACCCUUGUUGGCUGCAGCUUUGGAACGUGGUCUUCUGGAAGUGACCUCACGUUGUUCUCUUACCUCCGACACAAACUUCCUGGCCCCGGACACUUCCUUAUCUUUCCCAGGACGGCGUAGCGGGGGGAUGACGAAGGAAGAGCCAUCUUGUUCUGACAUCAGGAAGUGGUGACUCUCAGGUGAAGGGUCAGGCUGCAGAGGUCCCGGACGGUUUUGGGGAAAUAUGUAUUGGAUGGGAAGCUGCAGGAGACGAGGAUUUGAUGCAUGACGU
Nanorana parkeri is the source of this 1819-nucleotide messenger RNA. RefSeq names its product glycosylphosphatidylinositol anchor attachment 1 (gene GPAA1). Gene Ontology annotation, cellular component: membrane; GPI-anchor transamidase complex. The record is from RefSeq and is a predicted model, not a curated record. NCBI's taxonomy places the organism in Eukaryota, Metazoa, Chordata, Amphibia, Anura, Dicroglossidae. Gene Ontology annotation, biological process: attachment of GPI anchor to protein. The transcript has 10 exons. The coding region runs from base 30 to 1592 and encodes 520 amino acids.